Penicillium macrosclerotiorum is the source of this 303-nucleotide messenger RNA. RefSeq names its product F1F0 ATP synthase subunit f. Gene Ontology annotation, biological process: proton motive force-driven ATP synthesis. NCBI's taxonomy places the organism in Eukaryota, Fungi, Ascomycota, Eurotiomycetes, Eurotiales, Aspergillaceae. The record is from RefSeq and is a predicted model, not a curated record. The transcript is spliced from 5 exons. Bases 1 to 303 code for a protein of 100 amino acids.
AUGAGCUACAUCGCCCGCCGUGGUCUCUCGACCCUGAUCCCUCCCAAGAUUGCGUCCCCCAAUGCCAUCGGCGCCGCCCAGGAUGCUGCUCGCAUGGAGCGUGUUGUGAACUUCUACGCCGGCCUUCCCCGUGGCCCUGCCCCUCAGGUCAAGCCUACUGGUCUCCUUGGCCGCUACCAGGCCCGCUACUUCAACAAGAACUCUGGUGCCCCUCUCCUGCACGCCAUUGCUGGUAUUCUGCUCAUGGGCUACAGCAUGGAGUACUACUUCCACCUGCGCCACCACAAGAACCACCCUCACUAA